This is a messenger RNA of Protobothrops mucrosquamatus (brown spotted pit viper), 1156 nucleotides long. RefSeq names its product integrator complex subunit 8-like. The transcript is spliced from 9 exons. The annotation marks the transcript as partial. The record is from RefSeq and is a predicted model, not a curated record. Gene Ontology annotation, cellular component: integrator complex. Gene Ontology annotation, biological process: snRNA 3'-end processing. Lineage: Eukaryota; Metazoa; Chordata; Lepidosauria; Squamata; Viperidae.
GAGGAAGGCGUCGUCCAUUUUGGUUGAUGGGAGGCAGGGCGCUCGCUGCUGGUGGGGGCCCCGUCUGCGAGAGGAUCAAGGUGCAGAAAAGGGUCCCUGCCCAAAGGAUUGCUCAAAGAAAUCCAAAGGAAUUCAAGAAAGGAAGAUGAGUGUAGAAGCUGUUGAUCGGGAGGCAGCCACAUCUAGCCGACCCUGCACCCCCCCUCAGACUUCCUGGUUUGAGUUCCUGCUAGAAGAGUCUCUACUGGAGAAACACCUGAAAAAGGCUUAUCCUGAUCCUUCACCAGUCCAACUAAUUGUUCAGUUUUUGGAGCAGGCUUCCAAGCCUUUAGUCAACGAACAGAAUCAAGUUCAGCCUCCCCCUGAUAAUAAGAGAAAUCGCAUUUUAAAAUUACUUGCUCUAAAAGUUGCUGCACAUUUAAAGUGGAAUUUGGAUGUACUGGAUAAAAGUUUAUCUGUUCCUGUACUGAACAUGCUAUUAAAUGAAUUGCUGUGCAUCAGUAAGGUUCCUCCUGGAACUAAACAUAUAGAUAUGGACCUUGCCUGUUUACCUCCAACCACUGCAAUGGCUAUAUUGCUCUACAAUAGAUGGGCUAUCCGAACCAUAGUCAACAGUAGUUUUCCUGUCAGACUAGCAAAACCUGGCCCACCUCAGUUGAAUGUUAUGAAUCAGUUCCAACAAGAAAAGGAAGUCACAGAUAACAUUUUGAAAGUGCUAAAAGAGCAGGCUGCUGAUUCCAUUCUGGUGUUAGAAGGAGCACUAAAAUUAAACAAGGAUCUUUACAUUCACACAAUACGGACGCUAGAUCUGCUAGCUAUGGAACCUGGUAUGGUUAAUGGAGAGACAGAGAGUUCUACAGCCGGAUUAAGUAUUAGCACUGAGGAAAUGCAAUGCCAAGUAUGCUAUGAUUUAGGGGCCAUCUAUUUCCAGCAGGGUUCCACAAACUUUGAUUUAUAUAGGAAUGCCAGAGAUAAAUUUUUUAGAACCAAGGAAUUGAUUUUAAAGAUUGGCUCAUCACUUCAUUGCAUGAUAGAUGAAAAGAGGCUAGCUGGUUACUGUCAAGCCUGUGGAGUUCUUGCACCUUCUGAGAGUAGUUCACAACCAUCAACUCCCUACAGUCAAAUUCAUAGCUGCUUAAGAUCUGGCAAUUACCAG